GUCAGUGGUAAUCACUAUUAUGUUUAUGCAUGUAACAUUAUAAAUAGAAUGAUAAGCACAGAUUUGUAAUAUUAAAGUAGAUAAAUAUAAAUCUUAUAUAGUUUGUUUAUUACGUCUACACAGAAAAUGUCUUUUCUUUCGAAAAAUAAUAUUAAAGAGGAGAUUCCUGAUGACGAUAAUUUUAAUGGCCAAGAAAUUAAAGGAAAAAUUGUAGAUUAUCAGUUUUUGGUAAGGCCCAAGCAAGAACCUAUUGACACAAAACCAAAUCCAGCCUCAUUAGAAUUUGUAGGUGAAAUCAUAGAUGCUUACGAGAAAGAAUCUGAAGAAAAUAAUUAUCAUGUUACCAGAUCUACUAAGAAGACAGGAAUUCUUUCUUGUAAAUAUUGUGACUACAAGACUACUUGUAAACCCAAUUAUAUAAAACACACCAAAAAACCACACCACGAGACUAAACCAAUUAAGAAGAAAUUGGUUUUAAUUUGUACAUAUUGUGAUUUUAAGACUGGUAGUAGAUCUUCUUUUAAAAGGCACACCGAUGUUCAUCAGAUUUCUAAAGAAAACUUACCAUAUGGAUGCACACUCUGCGAAUAUAAAUGUCUUGAUAAGGCAUACAUUGCAAAGCAUAUGAUAAGAAUGCACACAGAAAGAGAUAGAGCAUUUGUUUGCCAUGUUUGUGGUCAUGCAUUUACUUCUUCAAUAAAUCUUAAAAAACAUGGGUUGGCUACACACAACGAGAAAAAGAAAUUUAUUGAUUGUGACCUGUGUUCUUAUAAGGCUUAUUCAAAUCAUAGACUGAAACUUCACAAGGAUCAUGUACACUUCAAGAAACGUAGGGUUUACAAGCAACUUGUAUGCGACAUUUGUGGUGAAAUAUUCACUGGUCUACCCAAUUUAAAUAUUCAUUUAUUGCGUAUUCAUGAAGUGGAUGUCGAAGUUAAAACAUACAUUUGCUAUACUUGUGGAAAAAAAUACUUUAAAAGAUUGGCUUUUAUUCACCACGUUCAUCGACAUUCAAAGUAUAAAGAAAAAAUGUAUUGCGCAAAUUGUGAUUAUUCAACUUUCAUUAAACCAAACCUUAUACAACAUAUGGUGAAACACAAUAAGCACAUAAAAAUGCACAAAUGCAACAUGUGCUCGUUUGAAACAAAGAGACCUCACACUUUGAGGCACCAUGUUAAAACGCAUCUUAAUAAGGAAUAGCUUUUAAUUAUAAAAUCUUUAACAAAGGACCGGGAAACUUCUGAUUCACAUUUUGCCGGACCGCAUCACAUUUUAAAAAUCUCCACGACGUCAUGUCAAAAUAUAUAAUUGUAAAACGUUGAAAAAUAAAGUUAUUAUUUCUAAAAGUCCUUAUAGUAUUGAAAUUUGUUAUUUCAAAUAAUCGUGUUGGCAGUGCUGGAUUUAUAUUUUUUAUUAAGUGUAGGCCACUAUAUUUUCACCGCCCCAUGUACCUUUCUAAAAUAAUAAUUUUCCAUUUAUAGUAAGUGAGGCACUAAAGUUAAAUAAACGAAUGAAUUAGUCAUUAAGAAAGAGCGUAAAAAAGAAACAAGAAUUACAAUUUUUUAGGGGACUUUUUAAUAGCAAAAUCAUCUCUAAUAUUAUUGUAGUUUAUAGUGUUCAUUAUCUCUGCUUCUAUUUAGAAAGAAGCUAAAGAAUUCAUUUUUUCUUCAGACAAUAAAGACCUCGCGUUUUAAACAGGAAAAACUCCUUUCCCAAGAACAAUUUGUAAAUGGAAAGUGCGAUAAAGAGAGCUAUAUUCAAGUUAGGGUAAACAUUAGAUACAGAUUGAUACCUCAAAAACGUUGAGAGAGCACACAUUCUGCAACCAAAUCGACGUAAUAUACGAGGGUGGAUUAAAAAAGUACCCGUGUUAGAAAAGAAGAGGCAAGUUUUAAAAAAAAUUUAUUUCUAUUUUUCAACGUAAUCUCCUUUUAUUGCUGUACACUUUUCCCAACGUUUCUGCCAUUUAUUUAACCCCUCCAAAAAAUAUGAUUUUUCGAACUCCGCAAAAUACGCUUCAAUCUCGACGAUAACCUCCUGGCUAGAGCUGAUUUUUUUUCCCCUGAGCCACGUUUUCAUGUUGGAGAAUAGAAAAAAGUCGCAUGGAGCCGAGUCGGGCGAGUACGGUGGGUGCGGCAGUAAUUCGUACUUCAGUUCUUGCAAUUUGAUCGCGACAAUUCUCGAUGAAUGUGCUGGUGCAUUAUCGUGGUGAAACAGGACUUUUUUCUUAACCAAAUAGGCCGUGUCUCGUUCAAUUUUGCAUCGAAUCGGUCCAAUAAUUCACUAUAGUACUGCUCUGUGAUCGUACUUUCUUUCUGCAAAGAGUCGAUGAGGAUUAUUCCCUUGGAGUCCCAAAAAAUCGUGGCCAUGAUCUUUCCGGCCGAUGGGACCGUCUUUGCUUUCUUCGGAGCAGAUUCUCCCCGAAAAAUCCAUUGCUUCAACUGUCGUUUGGUCUCUGUAUAUAUGUAUAUAUAAAAAAAAGAGAAAGUAAAAGUUGGAAAGGCUUUUGGUAGGUAGAGAGGGGGUAAACGUCAAACCACGUCGGACGUCUUCGAGAAUUUCGCAGUAAUGUUUACCUGCCAGUGUCGUUUCAUAGAAUAAGUAAUUUUAAAUUGUUAUCGGCGGAACCGGACAAUCGCAUGUAACUUAUGGACUAUAAAUAAUUAUUUAACAUGUAUUAUAAUAUUCAAAUCAUAAUUUUACAAAAUUUCAACAGCUAUUUACAAUUUCUUAAACUAUUUACUCGAAAUUGUUAUUAACAUCUAUAAAAUAAUUUUGUACGCCAAUGUGUCGCGUCCACUUCGGUAAGAUCCGCGGCAAACCUGUCAAUUUAUGUGUAUAAAGUGGGAGAACUGGCAAGAGCCUUUCCAACUUUUACUUCUGUUCUACCAUAUUUUAUUUGUCAGGUCAGAUAAAACCGGUACGACAGGAUAUAAG
This is a messenger RNA of Psylliodes chrysocephalus, 2937 nucleotides long. Lineage: Eukaryota; Metazoa; Arthropoda; Insecta; Coleoptera; Chrysomelidae. The record is from the annotation of a GenBank genome assembly.